AUGGCGGCUGUCCCUGAGCCAGCGCUCGUCUCCGCCCCGCAGGGCCACGACGCCCAGGUCGCCUCAGACCCCCAGGCCACGGCAGCAGACUCUCCCCGAGAGGACUUCCGAGUGCGCUGCACCUUGAAGAGGGCCGUGGUGGAAGUGAUGGAGAUGUGCGGUCGCUUCGUGCAGGAGCUCGGGGCCGCGCUGCCGGAGGACGUCCGCGAGCUCGCGCUGCGGGACGCACAGUGGACUUUUGAGUCGGCUGUACAGGAGAACGUCAGCUUUAAUGGACAGGCCUGGGAGGAAGCCAAAGAUCAUUGCUUAAUGGAUUCUGACAUCAAAGUGCUUGAAGAUGAAUUUGAUGAGCUCAUAGUAGAUGUGGCAACAAAACGGAGGCAGUAUCCCAGGAGGAUCCUUGAGAGUAUCAUCAACACCUUGAAAGCACAGCAUGCAAGUCUGAAGCAGUAUCACCCUGUUGUACAUCCUCUGGACCUGAAAUGUGACCCUGACCCAGCUUCUCGUGUGGAAGAUUUGAAAUGCCGCGGAGAAGCCAUAGCUAAGGAAAUGAGUGAGGCCAUGAAGGCUUUGCCUGUGCUAAUUGAACAAGGAGAAGGCUUUUCCCACGUCUUAAAGAUGCGACCUGUCAUCCAGCUACAGAGGAUCAACCAGGAAGUCUUCUCCAGCCUCUACAGGAAAGCAGAUUCCAAGCCUGACACAUGUGUGACACAUGUAGAAACCACACCAGCAGAGACUGGAGCCAGGAAGGCUUCCAACAUUGUGCUAAAGAGAAGGAAAGCCCCAGACUGUGCCCAGAGAAAGUGCUACCCGCUGCUGAAGAGAAUUAAUCUUGAUCUGUGAGCUGUUUGUUGGGGAGCAGAAAGUCAAUGUUGUCAACACUUGGGUCACAGUCUGAUGACUGAGUGACUUUAUUUAAAGUAAGUGACUCUGUACAGGUACUGUACAGCUACAGUGCACUGUUGUGAAUCCUGUACAGCUACAGUGCACUGUUGUGAAUCCUGGAAUAUGGCUGAGGACUGCUCCUUCGCUGGAGUCCCUGUGCAGUAGGUGAAAAGACUCCCCAGUCCUGCCCAGACCUGUCGGUGGCCCCCAAUGACACCAGCUUGUGACUGCCUUGCAGCUUUGAGGCAUCCCAGAGAUGUGCUCUGAGGGGUUUUGUUGAUGCACAGCUCUCUGUGAGGCUAUGAGGUGGUUCCCUGCAGCUGGAGAGCUGGCAUUGGCUCUGUGUGGCAGCGUGUGCAUUUCCGGGCAGGUUUUCAGAUGAAUGCACAGAAAGUGGGCCUGGCCUUAGGUUUGGUCCAUGGUCAUUUAGAGUUUUGUAAGAUAAACGAGAAGGCUAUUAUUUGUACAGGAAAUGUUCUUAAAAAGAAAACCUGGGGCAUGGAACCUCUAUUUCUUGCCUGUUUUCUUUUCCAUAAAUCUUUGAACAUAAUUUGACUGGAAACUGAUGGCUUCUUUUAAAGUCCUUAUUUCCAAAUAGAUCCUUCUAAUUCAAAUUACAUAUUAGGAUCGAUAGAUGUGUCGUUUACCACAGAUCUAAGCAGAGUAAGUGUCAGACUCAGGUGGGGUCAGCAAACCUGCGCUGAGAUUUGAACACAGCCUCUUGCAGCCUCUUGCAGCGUGCUUGUGUCUCUUAGCCAGUGCGUUGUAGGUGGGGCCACCAAACUUGCCAUCUAUUUCCCUUUUGGGUGAUUAUCCUUGUGUCCAUUUUCAGAGGAGUUUACUUAUCAUGACUUGGAAAAUCUGUAUUGCUUUUGUUCACUGUGUCCUGAUGAUCGUAAACAUCUUGGUUUCUCUGCUUUUCUCAGUUGGGAAAGCUUUAUGGCGACACUGCUUUGUGGAGCUCAGAUUCUGUUUUACUUAAGUUAAUAAUUGUAUGGGACAGUAUUUGGGUCUUUAAAGGAAUGUAUAAAGACCAGAAUCUUGGCACUGUGCCUUUUCCACCUAACAAGGCAUUCUUGGUACUGGCUUUCAUGGGAGAGCAGGGUGGCACUCUGCAUUUCAGAGUGCAUUUAGCUCACCCUAAAACCACUGUGGGACUCCAGAAGGCGACUGUUCAUACUGUGCCUUUCGAGGCAUUAAAGUGCUGUGACUGAUUUUGCUUGGGAAGUGCCCAAACAGGCAAGGCUAGAGAGCAGGCUGGGAGGCAGUAUGGUGGGGUUCUACUGAAGCAAGAGCUACGCAGCAGGAUGGGAGAGUGAGCUUGGGGCAUUCUCCAGGUGACUCUGGCUGGACCCAUAAAGUCAAAUCGUGAAAGCCCUCUUUCCACACAUGGGCCAGUGACUUAAAGCACUCGAUUAGUAGUAAGCUCUGGGAGGUGUUUCAUCCUCAGUGUAGAAGCUAGGUGAUCAGAGAACCCCAAGGAUCCUUGGGGCCCACUUACAACAGGAGUUCUUCAUGGGGAUUAUCUUCCCAGAAGACCUGUGGUAAUUGUGAAGAUGUUUUUGCCUAUCAUAACUUAAGGUGUGUGUGACGGGGGGGUUGGGAGGUAGCGGUGUAUCAUUACCAUUUAGCGAUAGAUGUCCCCAUGGCUGGCACAGCUAACCGUCUGCCCCCAGACAGUGAUGCUGUGGUGGAGAAGCUUGCUGAGGAGCAGACCAACAGCAUAGUGUGGUGCGGCCAUUGCAGCUCUCCCAGCCCGUCUGGGAAAUGCUGUCUGUCUUGGUCGUAGUUACCACUUGUCCACACCUCACUCAGCCUUCCUAAGACAAACUGCAAUGUAUGAUCUU
Molecule: messenger RNA, 2732 nt
Organism: Mus pahari (shrew mouse)
Lineage: Eukaryota; Metazoa; Chordata; Mammalia; Rodentia; Muridae
Gene: Nsl1
Product: NSL1 component of MIS12 kinetochore complex
Exons: 6
Coding region: 1-843 (280 amino acids)
Biological process (GO): mitotic sister chromatid segregation
Cellular component (GO): kinetochore; MIS12/MIND type complex
Source: RefSeq, a predicted model, not a curated record